AUGCAGCAGCCUCAGGUCUACCAAGCCGCACCGCAGACUGUCUACUUUGCUGGUAACAGCACCCACCCCAACGCAGGAACCACCUCCAGCGCCCAAAUCAUGAUCGGAGCUGGAGCGCCUAAACCAGCUGGCACACCACAAGUCGCCAGCAGUCAGGUCUUCUAUGUAGGCUCGCAGCCGGCGACCGCUGGC
Messenger RNA from Dibothriocephalus latus, 192 nucleotides. Lineage: Eukaryota; Metazoa; Platyhelminthes; Cestoda; Diphyllobothriidea; Diphyllobothriidae. The record is from the annotation of a GenBank genome assembly.